Messenger RNA from Rangifer tarandus platyrhynchus (Svalbard reindeer), 942 nucleotides. NCBI's taxonomy places the organism in Eukaryota, Metazoa, Chordata, Mammalia, Artiodactyla, Cervidae. The record is from the annotation of a GenBank genome assembly.
AUGGGGCUGGACACAAAUCCUGCCAAAAAUGGCCACGUGAGCCACAGCCAAGAAGGGGAGGCUCGGCUCAGAGUUGGUCAGGCCGAGUGUGAGCAAGGGCAGCUGAAAGCGUGGCGAGCCCCAGGUAAAGUAGAAAGUGCCCUGGAGAGAGAUGAACCCAGGCUUGGGCUGGAGCUCGGCAGCCCCUCCCCGACACUGAAGGCUGGAAGGCCGAUAAUGAAGUCAGCAGGGCUGGUGGGAGAGAUUCCAGAGCAAAAUGAAAAGCGGAGGCCUCCCGACCUGUGGCUGAUGGGAUGCCCAGAAAACACAGCUCAGUCUUCGAUACUCUCCUCCCGAAAUGAGGCUGACAAGUUAUCUGAGCAGGUUUUCAGGGACCUGGCCGAGAGAGCUAGCCUUGUUUCUAAAGUGAAACUGCACGACCUGAUAGGGCCCCUCUGCCCUGUAUCCACACCCCCAUGUGACCUGGGCUGCUCGUCAAGAGCUUUUUUAUCCAGAGCCAUCUCCCUGCUCUUGACUAGAAGAGAAAAUGGAUUCUCUGCUCAAGAGUCUGGGAACCAUGGUGAUGGCAUCACUAAGGCGCAGGAAAAGAGGGAAGCUGCUAAGGUGGAUUUUGAACUGAAAAUGGCAAGCAGAAAGAACACACAAAAGAAACCAGAAAACAUGAGUUUAAACCUCGCAUUCAUCGUUUGUUUGCUGGGUGAUGGCUCCAUCUCCUCCCCAGUCUUAACCCUCAUAGAACAGGUGCAGAAGAGAGAGGAGGAGGAAGUGUCUACCCUUCGCCAGGCCAAGCUCACUUCCUCCACUCCAAAGGAGAGGGGGAUCAAAGGCAAAUUCGACGCGCUCCACCCCGAGUGGCGCCCCGCCGGUGGGACAAACCAAACCCACGGGUUCAACGCCAGGACGGCCGAGAGCGAAUUGCAGGAGCGCUCGACAGCAGAUUAG